Molecule: messenger RNA, 2123 nt
Organism: Phyllostomus discolor (pale spear-nosed bat)
Lineage: Eukaryota; Metazoa; Chordata; Mammalia; Chiroptera; Phyllostomidae
Product: olfactory receptor 1002-like
Exons: 1
Coding region: 749-1693 (314 amino acids)
Biological process (GO): G protein-coupled receptor signaling pathway; sensory perception of smell
Cellular component (GO): membrane
Molecular function (GO): olfactory receptor activity; G protein-coupled receptor activity; odorant binding
Source: RefSeq, a predicted model, not a curated record
AAAAUAUUGUUUUUCUUUCCCAGCUCCUGAUAACACUCAGCUGGCUACAACUAUGGCUCAGUAUUGAAGAACUGGUCUCUUCUUUGAUGGACUAAAAUAUUUGAUGUAGUUUGAUGAGAUUAAUGGGUAUAAUAGUCACCAGGGAUAUGAGGAACAUAGGCAUUUUGGAGAAGGCAUCAUAGGGAGAUACUGCUGAGAAUUUUUAUUCUUUUCCAAAGACAACUUCUCUUGUGUUCUGCUUUUAGACAUCAGAACUUAUCUUUUCCACAACCCAACUGAUCAUUUUUCUAGAAUCUAAGGAAUUGGUGAGGAAGUUAAAGUCCUAACACCCUUUACCUAGAAUGAGAGCAUCAGCCUGAAUUAAUCAAAUGCACACAAUGCCUUUUCCUAUGAAAUGUUUUUAAGAUAUCCUUGGGUCAAAGGCAGAGAUUUUUAGAAAUGUAACCUCAUACAGUUAGAGGAUUUACCUUAGAUAACUUCUAAAGCUCACUUUUAGGUCUAAAUUAUGUAAUUCUCCUCCAAAAUCCUAUUUGAUUGAGGAAGAAACUGAAGAGCCCAGUAAGAUUCAGUGACUUAGUAUCACACAGAUAGGAGACAAGGCAACCACUGGGGCAGAACUGGAGUGUUGUCUGUCAGUCUGCCCUAUGAAAUGUAGAAAACUGGAAGUUAAAUUCAGAUUUAAAAUUGAUAAGCCCUCAAUUACAAAUUUAUUGCAAAGAAAAAUCUUUCAUUACAAAUUAAAACAGAAAUGGAUUAUGAAAAUCAAACCUUUGUGAUUGAGUUUUUAUUCAUGGGCUUAACAACUUGCUUCCAGUACCAGGUUGUUCUCUUUGUGAUACUUCUUUUGGUUUAUCUUGUCACUUUUCUGGAAAACUUGGGGAUGAUCAUCCUCAUUUGGAUAGAUUCCCGACUCCACACCCCCAUGUACUUUUUUCUCAGUCACUUGUCCUUUGUGGAUGUGUGCUCUGCUUCUGCCACUGGUCCCAAGAUGUUGACUGACAUCUUUGUGGAGAAAAAAGUCAUCUCUUUCUUUGGCUGUGCUGCCCAGUUAUGGAUUAUUUGUCAGUUUGUAGUGACUGGCUGUUUCCUCCUGGCUUCCAUGGCAUAUGACCGGUAUGUGGCUAUUUGUAAGCCCUUGUUGUAUACACUCAAUAUGUCCCAGCGGGUCUGUGUGCAGCUGGUGGUAGGGCCAUAUAUACUAGGUCUUAUAAGUGCCAUGACCCAUACGACGUUUGCCUUUCACCUCCCUUACUGUGGUCCAAAAAUCAUCAAUCACUUCUUCUGUGACCUUCUUUCGGUUCUCUCUCUGGCAUGUGCAGACACCCAGGUCAAUAAACUUUUGCUUUUCAUCAUGGCUGGAGCUCUGGGGGUACUCAGUGGCAUGAUCAUCAUGGUCUCCUACAUUUAUAUUGUCAUCGCCAUCCUGAAGAUUCGCUCUGCUGAUGGGAGGCACCGAGCUUUCUCCACCUGCUCUUCUCACCUCACAGUUGUCUCCAUCCUUUAUGGGACGCUCUUCUUUAUCUAUGUAUGUCCGAGUUCUAAUUUCUCCCUGGGCAUCAGUAAAGUGGUGUCUGUGUUUUAUACAGCUGUGAUUCCCAUGUUAAACCCACUUAUCUACAGCCUGAGAAACAAGGAAGUCAAGGAUUCAUUCCUAAGGAUGUUUGAAAGGAAGAAGUUCCUGAUGAGCAGGUGAACUAGAAUACCAUCUGUACUACAGAUCGAGACCUAAUCUACAUGGAAGAUGCAAGAACACGGACUGGCUGUUGGGAGUCCUUUUGUGUUGAGAAUCACUCUGUGUCAUUGACAAGUCACACAAUGUCUUAGGUGUCAAUUUUCUUCUGUUUGAUUUUUUCAUUUCUCAUCCUGCAGGAAUUAGAUGGAGAAUUUUAAACUGAGAUGGUUGAGUUAUUGAACUCCAAAACUUUAAAAAUGUUCUCAAGGCUUCUGACCAGGAAAGGAGAACUUCUUUGUUAAAUCCUUCAUGACCAGGGACUUAACAAUACUUCUGUUUUGUUUUACCGGGCAUUGAGAUCCAUCAAUUGUCUAAACUUGACCUUGACUUUUAAACAUAAACUUAAAAAGUGUGUUGUAGUCAAACAGCAGAAACUUCCAAUUACAUGGUA